This is a messenger RNA of Cannabis sativa, 2854 nucleotides long. Its product is annotated as kinesin-like protein KIN-14S. NCBI's taxonomy places the organism in Eukaryota, Viridiplantae, Streptophyta, Magnoliopsida, Rosales, Cannabaceae. The coding region runs from base 270 to 2639 and encodes 789 amino acids. The record is from RefSeq and is a predicted model, not a curated record. Gene Ontology annotation, molecular function: ATP binding; microtubule motor activity; microtubule binding. The transcript is spliced from 12 exons. Gene Ontology annotation, biological process: microtubule-based movement.
AGCCGUUAUAAUGAGAGUUUUCAAUCAGUUUAAUCCGACGGUCCAAAAUUGCUCAAUUCAAACUUGAAUCAAUCAAAACCCUACCCUUCCAUUACAACGCUUAUAACGUUUACAAUCACUCUCUCUCCUCUAACUCUCUCUCUCUCACACACACACACUUGACGCUCUGAGCUCUUAGAGAUCUUCAAGUCUUCGUGUUCGUCCUCUAUCUCUCUCGUUCUCCCUCGUUCUCUUUCUGAAAUUCGCAAUCUUGCUCUCAUUUUGAAACCAUGGACGUUCCUUCUGAUCAAACGUUAGAAAUAGUUUCAGACAACUGCGAAAGUGCUUUGGAUCAAGAUUCCCAGCCUUCGGUCGUCUUUGAACGAAACAUUACCUCUGAUAAAUUUGAGGGCGAUUUUGAAUUGACGGAUGAGACGAGCAUGUCAAAUGGAACCCAAGAUGCCUCUGGAGAUCAAGGGCAGACCCUUCCGAUACUACAGAAAGUUAUUGAUUUGAGCACCAAAAUUCAGGAUUUGAAAAAGGAGCAUGCCGUCCUUUCAAAUCAAGUUAAGCUCACCACUAGUUCCUUUCCAGACCCUGCUGUUCUGAACACUCUUCAGUUUCUCAGUACUGAACAUGAACUUUUAAAGAAGAAGUACAUCAGGGAAUCCACUGAGAGAAAGCAACUCUACAAUGAAGUAAUCGAACUAAAAGGAAAUAUCAGGGUCUUUUGCAGAUGUAGACCCUUAAACCAAAGUGAAAUCCAAAAUGGUUGUACGUCAGUUGUUGAAUACGAUUCCUCUACAGAUAAUGAGCUUCAGGUCAUUUCCUCAGAUUCUUCCAAAAAACAAUAUAAGUUCGACCAUGUGUUUAGACCUGAAGACAAUCAAGAGACAGUUUUCACCCAAACAAAACCUAUUGUGACUUCGGUAUUGGAUGGUUUCAACGUGUGCAUAUUUGCGUACGGCCAAACUGGAACCGGCAAGACAUUUACAAUGGAGGGAACGCCAGAAAACAGAGGAGUCAAUUACAGGACAGUGGAGGAGUUGUUUCGUGUUUCAGAAGAAAGAGCUGGUGUCAUGAGAUUUGAAUUGUUUGUUAGCAUGUUGGAGGUUUAUAAUGAGAAAAUAAGAGAUCUCUUGGUAGAUAACAACAACCAACCAGCUAAAAAGCUGGAGAUAAAGCAAUCUGCAGAGGGAACACAAGAAGUCCCCGGACUAGUAGAAUCUCGUGUUUUUGGCACUGAGGAUGUAUGGGCACUGCUAAAGUCUGGAAGCCGAGUUAGAUCAGUUGGAUCCACCAGUGCCAAUGAAAUGAGCAGUAGAUCUCACUGCUUGUUGCGAGUGAGUGUUAAAGGAGAAAAUCUAAUAAAUGGACAAAGAACUAAGAGUCAUCUGUGGCUGGUAGAUUUGGCUGGUAGUGAGCGUGUUGGAAGGAUUGAAGUUGAAGGUGAAAGAUUGAAGGAAUCUCAGUUUAUAAAUAAAUCUCUCUCAGCCCUUGGUGAUGUUAUCUCUGCCCUUGCAUCUAAAACAUCUCAUAUACCUUACAGGAACUCGAAGCUCACCCAUAUACUGCAAAGUUCUCUAGGAGGAGAUUGCAAAACCUUGAUGUUUGUCCAAAUCAGUCCAAGUUCAUCAGAUCUUGGAGAAACAGUUUGCUCAUUGAAUUUUGCUAGUCGAGUCAGAGGAAUCGAGAGCGGACCUGCUCGCAAACAUGCAGAUGUUACCGAGCUGCUCAAGUACAAGCAAAUGGCAGAAAAGUUUAAGCAUGAUGAGAAAGAAACCAAAAAACUACAGGAUAGCGUGCAAUCCUUGCAAUUAAGGCUAGCUGCUCGGGAGCAAAUUUGCCGAAAUCUUCAAGAAAAGGUUCGAGACCUUGAGAACCAAUUGGGAGAGGAAAGAAAGACUAGACUCAAACAGGAGAGUAGAGCAUUUGCAGCUGCUUCUGCUCCAACCUCAUCAGUGUCUCUUUUUGGUCUAAAGCCAGCCGCACAGAAGACUGUACUAGAGAAGAAACCACCAUUGGUUCCCAAUUCUAAGUUGAGGUUACCUUUGCGGAAACUAACCAAUCUCAUGCCCGUUCCUCCUCAAUCCCCUCUACCAAAACGAAGACGGGAGAGUAGCUUUAUCUCUUCAGCAUACGGUAAAGAAAACAUUGCCAAAACAACAGCUGGAUCAACCACCGCAACAACAAACACCAGAAGCCUUUUCCAACCAAGACGGAUCUCCAUUGCUACUACCAGGCCGCCUCCAAAUAGUAAUGCAACUGCAGUUUCACACAAUCUCAAGCCUAGAAGACGAGUCUCUAUAGCAACUUUUCGCCCUGAAUCGAACUUGUCCUCCUCUCACCUAUCAACUCCACUCCGCACUACAGCUUUUAAAAGUGGCAGAUUGUCAAUGGUGAAAGAUCCGCGGAAGGCUCGUUACUCAAGGCUCUUCUCCCCAAUGCCUGAGAUGACAACACCAAUGGCUGCCAGGAGUAGUAAGUUCAUGGGAAGUCCUCCACCAGCAAUGGCAAGUUCCAUUUCAAGGCAACAGCAUGGCGGCAGUGGGGCUGUCAUUGCAUUGCCUCGGAAACCAGUGGUUUGGAGUCCACUGAAGUUGAGAAGCAUAAAAGUCAACAGGAGACCAUCAUUGUUGCCUGCUCGAUCACUGCCUUGAAAUUCAAAUUCAGUGUCGCUGUUUAUAUUCCCAACACAAUUUUAUUUUUUUUGGUCUAAUUCUCCUAACAGAAUUAAACAAUCAUUUGCUUCCUUUUCUAUUUGUAUCUGUAUUGGUCAUUUGCGUUUUAGCAAUUAGCUUGUGUAUUGUAUGCUCCUUGCUUACGAAUUCAUAUCUUCCUUCUAUGAAUGAGAUAGGUUAUUUGUUUACAUUUA